AUGGUAGGGGUCAAACUCAAAGAUAAAGUGGUGGUGGUCCAGAGAGUGUGCGGAGACCUGCUGCGAGCACUCGCCUUUGCUCCGCAGCCCAAGGGGAAGGCGGCCACGAAGGGCAAGAAGCAGAUCUUCGAGGAGAACAGGGAGACGCUCCGCUUCUACCUGCGCAUCAUCCUCGGCGCUUCCGCCGUGCACGCCCUGGUGAACCUGGUGAUCUACUUCCCCACCGCCUCCGUCUGGACAUGGCUCGUGUUCGUGUUCAGCCUGCUGGUACACGGCGCCAGCUACCGCUCCAUGACGUCCAUGGCAAAGCCGUCUUUCACAGAGGACGGCAGCCUUGCUGACGGGGGGAUUGACCUCAAUAUGGAGCAGGGGAUGGCAGAGCACCUCAAGGAUGUGAUCCUGCUGACAGCUAUCGUCCAGGUGCUGAGCUGCUUCUCGGUCUACGUCUGGUACUUCUGGCUCUUGGCUCCAGGGCGCGCACUCUAUCUCCUGUGGGUGAACAUCCUGGGGCCCUGGUUCACAGCAGACUCUUCGGCUGCCAGUCAGGAGCCAAAUGAGAAGAAGCAGCGCCGACAAGAACGUCGUCAGAUGAAACGCUUCUAAUCCUGGCUGGGGAGAUGGAUUAAUGCUGGCUCUCAUCUCCAUGCUGUUACUUCAUCAGGGAUGCAACUGAAGCCAAUCAGAAACCAUCACAGUAUCCAUGUUGCCCUGUCAUUGCUGCCAUUUCAUUGUAAAGGCUGCAAGAGACUACCCUUGGUUGGUUCUUAGUGCCAGUCGAGGCCUUGCUCCUGUAGUGACAAGGGUGGGUUAUGCUGGGAUGUGUGUAAAUACCUUUUUAAAGCAGUGCUGUAUUGCAGUGUUGGGAGGAAAUACUAUAUUAAAGAGCAGUCUAAU
Molecule: messenger RNA, 894 nt
Organism: Tinamus guttatus (white-throated tinamou)
Lineage: Eukaryota; Metazoa; Chordata; Aves; Tinamiformes; Tinamidae
Source: RefSeq, a predicted model, not a curated record